Cylas formicarius (sweet potato weevil) is the source of this 2154-nucleotide messenger RNA. Its product is annotated as angiotensin-converting enzyme-like. NCBI's taxonomy places the organism in Eukaryota, Metazoa, Arthropoda, Insecta, Coleoptera, Brentidae. Gene Ontology annotation, biological process: proteolysis. The record is from RefSeq and is a predicted model, not a curated record. Gene Ontology annotation, cellular component: plasma membrane. The coding region runs from base 150 to 2126 and encodes 658 amino acids. Gene Ontology annotation, molecular function: peptidyl-dipeptidase activity; metallopeptidase activity. The transcript has 8 exons.
GUUACGGUCGGCGUGUCUCAGCUAACUGAAGAGAAUCAUUUGUCACGCCAGUGUGUCUCCAAACGCACACUCCUUAAAAUUGCUCGUCCGUGAUUCUGCUGUUAGAACUGAAGAUGUAUAACGCGUCGACGCUAUAAAAACUGAGGAAAAUGACUAAGGAAUGGCGAAAUUUCGUUCGUUUCGGUAUCGCGGUUGUGUUUUUUUACGGGAAAAAUUUCAACGAAGCUCGUUUGAUUCAGGGUGAGAACCCGAGCGUUGGCGAAGCCCUUCAGUUCCUGAGGGAGUACGAUGCCGAAGGGUCCGACUUGUGUUUUCGCGUAAACUCCGCUAGAUGGCUCUAUUCAAUAAACAUGACCGAUGCGAACAAGCGCAGGAUGAUCGACGAGCAAACUUUGAAAGCAAAGUUUGACAAAGUCACGUGGAGGAAAGCGGCAGAAUUCGAUUGGUCGACAAUGCCGGAUCCGGUGGUACGCAGACAGAUGAGGAUGUUACUGGCCAAUGGCAGGGCUUCAUUGCCCGACGAAAAGUUUAAUGAGCUCUAUCAUUUAAUUGCGGAAAUGAAAGACAUUUACGGCCACGUCCGCGUCUGCCCCUACAGGUCGAGCGAAGAGUUUGGGGCGGCGAUUUAUUGCGACUUGGAAUUGGGUGACGUGAAUCGCAUAAUGGCGGCUUCCAGGGAUAAUCAGGAACUCGUCCAUAUCUGGCGCGAGUGGCACGACAAAACGGGACCGCCGUUGAAGAACAAAUUUAUGAGAUACGUCGAGCUGGCCAACCAAGCAGCCCGACUCAACGGUUUCACCGAUGCCGGAGAAGAGAGUAGAUUCGUAUACGACGAUCCAGAUUUCGAAAACGAAUUGGCGGAAACGUUUCAAAAAAUCCAACCCCUCUACAAGGAGCUGUUCACUUACGUGAGGACGAAACUGUACCAAAAAUACGGACCCGACGUGGUGAGAAAAGACGGGCCUCUGCCCGCCCAUAUUCUGGGCAACGUUUGGGGGCAAGAAUGGGUGAACAUUUUCGACGUCGUGGUACCCUAUCCCCAGUUCAGUAACUUCGACGUUACCGCCGAAAUGCUGCGCCAAGGAUUCACGCCACUGAGGAUGUUCCAAACAGCCGAGGAAUUUUAUUCCUCUUUGGGGUUGAAGCCGAUGCCUCCCGAGUUUUGGCGAUUCUCGAUGAUAGAAAGGCCGAAUGGACGAAAAGUGCAGUGCACGGCGAGCGCGUGGGACUUCUGCAAUAAGGUCGAUUUCAGGAUCAAGCAGUGCACGGAAGUAAACAUGGAGAAUUUGAUCACGAUUCACCACGAGAUGGCGCACAUCGAGUAUUACAUGUACUACGCCGAGCAGCCAUUUAUUUAUCGAGACGGUGCUAAUCCAGGUUUUCACGAGGGCAUAGCCAACGCUAUCGUCCUAUCCGUAUUUAACCCGGUCCAUUUGCAUCGCGUGGGCCUUUCCAACGAAAGCACCGACGUCUUCGAAAGAAACAUAAACUUCCUAAUGUUAAUGGCUCUAAAAAAAGUGACCUACGCGCCGUUCGCUUAUCUAAUCGACCAGUGGAGAUAUCAGAUCUACGAGACCGGCGUUAACAGAAUGAACUCAGACUGGUGGAAUAUCAGGCUGAGGUUCCAGGGGGUCGCGCCACCGGUACCUCGAACGGAAAGCCACUUUGACGCAGCCUCUAAACGACACGUACCGGCGGAUAUACCUUACAUCAAUUACUAUAUCGCGUUGCUGCUCGAGUUUCAGAUCCACAAAGCGCUGUGCGAAGCGUCAGGUUUUACAGGACCACUGUACAAGUGCGACAUUUAUAGGUCGAGGGAAGCCGGAAGGAUCCUGAGCAACAUAUUCCGGGUGGGGAGAGCGCGCCACUGGAAAGACGUCAUCAAAAUGCUAUCGAACGGAAAAGUGUCGAAAUUGUCGGCCGAACCAAUGCUCGAAUACUUUCAGCACUUGCUGACUUGGUUGCGGGAGAAAAAUGAAGGAGAAACGGUUAUAGGUUGGAUGACCAAUAAGGAAGAUGUUGCUUUGUAUCAACCGUUGGUCUACGGGUCAGGAUCGAUCCACAUAUUUCGAGCGGAGUUUGUUGUGAUAAUAGUGUACAACUUUUUGAUACAUAAUUUUGUGUAACAAUAGGCAUCUCAUUCAGCAUAACGCA